AUGCCCACCUGUGGCCCCUGCAAGGUGUCAUUCCUUCACUUCCGACCUUUUCCUGUUACCAUAUUUACGGUUAUAAUAUAUCUGGCACUGUUCAUACCAUUAUUAAUCAUCCAUUAUGUUCCGCCUACACCACCGCCUAAUGCCUCGUUAAAGGAGUCGAUAGGCGUUGAUCUCGAAGACACAUGGCGGACCCUGGCUGCAAUAACAAAAAAAUACCAUCCAUAUAACUCUCGGGCAAAUGACCAUGUUAGAUCCUUUUUGGUGGACAAGGUUAAUCAGAUCAUUGAGAAGAACGGAAAUAACAAGAGUGAGGUUAUUGAGGACAAUUAUGUCAAUGUCCUCUACACCGGCAGGACCACCGUCAAAAUCUAUUUUGAGAGUUUGAAUGUUAUUGUUAAGGUUCAAGGGAGUGGUGAUUUUGAAGGUGUAGUCGGUGAUGUUUUGGUGAAUGCUCACUACGAUAGUGUCAGCACGGCGCCCGGUGCAACCGACGAUGGAGUCGCCGUUGUCACCGUACUCGGCCUGAUCGACUACUUUACCCAACCAAACAACACUCCUCGCCGGGAUAUGUACUUUCUCCUUAACAAUGGCGAGGAAGACUACCUCAACGGUGCCAUGGCAUUCACAGAACACCCCCUUGCCAAAAAUUGUCGUAUAUUCUUGAACCUAGAAGGCGCCGGUGCUGGUGGACGUGCCACUCUUUUCCGUAGCACUGAUGCCGAAGUCACCAAGUUCUUCAAGAGGGCAAAGUACCCGUUCGGCAGCAGUCUGAGCGGUGAUGCCUUCAAGCAAGGGUUUAUCCGAAGCCAAACUGACUACAUUAUCUUUGAUGGAGAACUGGGUAUGCGAGGUUUGGACCUAGCGUUUUGGCAACCAAGGGCUAGAUAUCACACCCAAUGGGAUUCGAUGGCUUUUACAAGCAUCAAUUCCCUCUGGCAUAUGUUCGAGACAUCUUUGAGUUCUCUUGUUGGCAUGGCCCAUGAUGGCAGUUAUACAUUUGUCCAAGGCUCUGGACGCAAGCAUACCGGUGUCUGGUUCGACAUGUUUGGCCGAGGAUUCGCCAUCUUCCAGAUCGCCGAUACGUUCAUCUGGUCUAUAUGUCUCUUAACAAUCACCCCCUUCUUCAUUUUUGGGCUCUUCUAUCUUCUCGCCAGCUCAGACAAGCUCUAUCUUCUUGCCUCUUCACCAAAGUCAAAUGGACCACUGCCACCAAAAUUAGAAUUGGCUGGAUGUAAAGGCUUCUGGAGGCCAUUUGUAGCCAUCCUCUUCUCCACAUCUGCAGUCGUCGGCACAGCUUUGCUCAUUGCCAAAGUCAAUCCGAUGAUAAUGUAUAGCAGCCAAGAGGCCAUUUGGGUUUGCCUAAUAUCUCUAUGGAUUGUGACGUCUUGGUUCAGUCUUAAAAUUGCAAACUGGUGGCGGCCUUCAGCGACAGCUCGAACCUGGAGUAUCGGAUGGAUCUCAUUCAUUGCGUGGCUACUCCUUGUCCUAAACGCCGUAGCAGAAGAUAGGCUUGACGUUGGUGGGAUGUAUUUCACAAUUUUUUACUAUAUGGCAACCGCACUCGCCUUGGUUUUCUCCCUUCUCGACCUCUUCUUUCUUCCUCCUACGUCUCAUAUUUACGACUCGAUCGCCCACGCCGACCCACUCGAGGAUGACGACCACCGCUCUCUCAUUGCUCCGUCUGUCGAUCACACCAACACACUCUCCCCAGAUGACGAAGAAUCCGAGCCUCCUAAUGAACAAACAUCCCUUUUGCGGGACUCUUCAAAUCUCGGACGUGGUCGCCAUAUCGGUCGCCGCCCCAAUUCUCAUGGUUCUCUUAGUAUCGGUGCAGCGAGUAGUCUUCCCACCAUCGAAAACAAUGAGGACGAUGAACCAUCAUGCUCAUCCACGACACUGUGUGCUUCGCGACAGUAUCCCGGUGAACAAUACUGGUCCAGGUACUUGCCACGAUAUACAUGGUUAUUGCAAGCGAUAAUUCUCAUCCCCGUCCCCGUCAUCAUCACUGCACAAAUUGCGCUGAUCGUGGGAACCUCCAUUGCGCAAACCGGCGCGGAUGGAAACAAUCCAAUCACAGCAUAUAUUCUUUACGCAGUAUUUACAAUCUUGAUACUACUUCCUCUUCAACCAUUCCUGCACCGAUGGACACGCCAUAUUCCACUAUUCCUAUUCUUUGUCUUUGUCGGGACUUUGUUGUACCUGCUCCUAGCGUUCCCAUUUAGUUGGAACAACCCGCUCAAGGUCUACUUCGCACAAACUGUAGACCUGAGAACGGGUGAGAACAGAGUUCACUUGGUCGGGGUCAAUAAAUAUAUCAAAAGCAUUGUGGAGGAGAAUAUACCGAGUGCCUGGGCUCCUGGGGCAGACUUGGUAUGUAAAGAUGACCCCUUAAGACUAGGGUUGCAGAGGUGUUCAUGGCCCGGAAAAAUGCCCAAUGUGGUGCCGGGUUACGAAUCCAAAAAGUGGGCAUCUGUCAACGCUACCUCUUUAGGCGAAAAAGAUGGUCUUAAGCGCGCGAAACUCGAGGUCAGAGCCAAAAACACAAGAGCGUGCAGGGUCAACUUUGAGAAAAAUAUAGGAAAAUGGAUCAAGAACGUUGAUAUCUUCGACCCCACCGGGAAGGGGAAGACCGUGAAGCAUAAGAGUGAAGGGAAAGAUUUUGGAGGUCCUGUUCAGCAAAUCAGGCUUUGGAGCCGUGAGUGGGGGAGGGGUUGGGACGUUGUCGUUGAAUAUGAACAAAAUGAGGACACUAAAGCCGGGCCCGUAGGGGUUGUGGAGUGCCUGUGGAGUGAUGCUAAUGAUGGGGGGAUAAAGGCACUCGAGGAGAUUAAGAGUUACCUACCACAAUGGGCCGUGGUUAGUAAGUUAGAGGACGGGUUGGUUAUUGGGGAGAUUCCGUUCGCGACCGAGAAAGUCAAGGAGAUCUAA
Orbilia oligospora ATCC 24927 is the source of this 2928-nucleotide messenger RNA. RefSeq lists its product as uncharacterized. Gene Ontology annotation, biological process: proteolysis. Lineage: Eukaryota; Fungi; Ascomycota; Orbiliomycetes; Orbiliales; Orbiliaceae. The transcript is spliced from 5 exons. Gene Ontology annotation, molecular function: metalloexopeptidase activity. The record is from RefSeq and is a predicted model, not a curated record. The coding region runs from base 1 to 2928 and encodes 975 amino acids.